Molecule: messenger RNA, 594 nt
Organism: Amoebophrya sp. A120
Lineage: Eukaryota; Dinophyceae; Syndiniales; Amoebophryaceae
Source: the annotation of a GenBank genome assembly
AUGUUGCCCUCCCACGGUUCCGGCGGAGCAGCCUCCCACGCGACCCCCCCAGGUGGAGGCGGUGGGAGCGGAAGUCAGCAAAACAACUCUGGGUCUUGUUUCCCGGGGUUGAAACCAUUCCCCAUGGAUCACAUACCGCCCGUUGUCCCUCAGUCCACAGGUACGCCGAACGCGCUGGCUGCGACGCCAAGUGAUUUGACAAGUACUAACCCGCUGAUGGCAAUCUGGAAAAAGGAGCAAGAACAGCAAGGGCAUUGUCAAUUCGGGGGUGGCGGCGCGGCGGUCGUCGUGGACCCUCCGAAUAGUAAUCUGCUGCACCAGAGCAGUCAGCUGAUGUUUGGUGCUCCACAUAAUCCAAUGGUGUUUCAUCAGCCCCCACCGACUAACAUCAUCAUGAAUACCAUGCCAUUGCUUCAACAGCAGUUCCCCCCACCACCGCCCGCGGCCGACGGCGGCUGCCCGACCGCGACAACGCCGGGUCUAUUGCACCCGAACAACGCCGCGCAAUUGCAUAACAACGAAAUAAACCCGAAUAACACUAAUCUGCAGCAGCAGCUCGGCUCGGACGGUACAAUUAUCAACAACCUAGCGGGC